AUGGAUUCACGUCCAUCAUCAACUAGGAUGCCCGCUGGUUUGGCAGGAGUGUUGAAUGAAGUCGGCCCUGAAGAGCACAUGAGAGAUUCUGCUUAUUAUUCAAGUCUAGAUCCUUCAUCAAAGCACAACUCACAAUUAUCGAACGGCGAAGUCGUCAUGACACCUUCACCAACUGGAUACCAUUCCUCCAGCGCUGAUAUAAGUCCAUCAUCUGCAUCGAAUCACAUCGCCAAUCAACAGCUUACCUCUUCCACUUCUGGCAGUAUGAGUGUCGCAUCUAUGGUCUCCCCAUCUAAUGAUCACUCCCUGGCAAAUCAACUAGUCUCUCUGACAGGUCAAUUAAACCGACAAUCAUAUGGAUCGGGACUUGGAGCUUCUUCAAUCAAUGGGGAUUCCCGUCGGGAGAGUGUUGAUUCGAGAUUGGGAAAUGGCCUUCAAGAUUUGCGACUCAAUUCGCCAUACGCAAGUAACAACCAAUCAACUACUUCACUUCAGAGCUCUCUACAACAGCAGCGCAAUCCUGGGAACGCUGCCGAUCGUUCGUCCAACCCUCGAUGUUCGAACAGUUAUCAACCUCAACGUUUACCAGAACCACCAAUGUCUCCCAGAAGCACAAUCCCGAAGACUGCCCCCACAAUCACUGGUCCUGCUAUGGGUAACAUCGCUCGCGCGGCCGAGCCAACUCUAGGACAAGCUUGGGCGUUCCCGGAAGAAUUCGUAAUGAGGAUGCCAACUUCUCACUCGCGACAUCGCGAGGAGUCUGAGAGUAUAAGUAGAGUCGGUACCUCAUUCUUAAAUCUUGACUCGAGACGUAAUAGUAUCGCAGACUCGGUCGCAAGCAGCCAGUUUACCACAGAAUCUCGCCUGCCAGUUGGACAGAGAAGGUUAGAAGAUGGAAUGGCCUCUGAUUUCCGAUUAUCACGAGCAUCAUCUGAGUUCCAAAAUGUAUCGCAUCACCAUCACUCCCUACAAAAUCGUCAAGUAUCCGAGUUACAUAAUGACGAGGCGGAUUCCCCAAGCAAUACUCAACCUUACAGCCGCACGCCUGAACUUCGUGUGAGCCAUAAACUUGCGGAAAGAAAACGCCGAACGGAGAUGAAAGAAUUGUUUGAAAAUUUGAGGGAUUUGAUGCCUCAAGAGCGUGGGUCUAAAGCUAGCAAGUGGGAGAUAUUGACAAAAGCUAUCGCCGAACACAAUGCAAAAUCGAAGCAAAUCGACGAGAUGAAGGCGAAGAUAUACAAUCAACAAUUAGAAGUGGAAAGUCUUCGCCGCGAAGCUAACGUCAUCCGCGUGGAGAAUUCACAGCUUCGCAGCGAACUUAAUCAAGGUGGGCCCAAUAAUCAUCAGUCUGUGAUCAAUGGCUUCACUCCCAUGACGCAGAAUGGCGGCUCACAUGUCGACAUGAACACAUACCAACAAGAGAGUUAUCCCUCUAGAAAUUCUUAUCAGCGAAACGAACAGCUACCACCACUUCGUGGACUAUCCCAACCUGAAUCCAUGAGUGGAGUUCAGUAUCAUUCGGAUAUGAACCGUGAUAUGAACCGUGCCAACGGUUAUCGCGAUGCUCGAUUCUAG
Sclerotinia borealis F-4128 is the source of this 1575-nucleotide messenger RNA. NCBI's taxonomy places the organism in Eukaryota, Fungi, Ascomycota, Leotiomycetes, Helotiales, Sclerotiniaceae. The record is from the annotation of a GenBank genome assembly.